Messenger RNA from Medicago truncatula (barrel medic), 921 nucleotides. RefSeq lists its product as uncharacterized. Bases 1 to 921 code for a protein of 306 amino acids. NCBI's taxonomy places the organism in Eukaryota, Viridiplantae, Streptophyta, Magnoliopsida, Fabales, Fabaceae. The record is from RefSeq and is a predicted model, not a curated record. The transcript has 3 exons.
AUGAAGGGUAUGUCUUUUCCGGUACUGUCGCGUAAGUGGAUUAGAGAAUGUGUGGGUAUUGUUACAGCUUCAGUUCUUGUCAACGGAAGCCCAACGGAUGAGUUUCAUUUACACAGGGACUUACGCCAGGGGGAUCCACUUUCCCCUUUUUUGUUCUUGCUUACGGCCGAGGGACUAAACAUAUUGAUGAAAGCAAUGGUUGAUAAUCAUCUAUUUAAUGGUUAUUCGGUGGUUGUGUCACACCUUCAAUUUGCUGACGAUACUUUGUUGUUGGGUCACAAAAGUUGGGCUAAUGUCCGGGCUCUUCGAGCAACACUUCUUCUUUUUGAAUCAAUGUCGGGUUUGAAGGUAAACUUCAACAAAAGCUUGUUGGUGGGAAUUAAUAUCUCUGAUUCGUGUUUGAGUGAUGCGGCUUCGAUGUUGUGUUGCAAAGUAGGAACAGUUCCUUUUAUGUAUCUAGGCUUGCCUAUUGGAGGUAAUCCGCAGAGACUCUCUUUUUGGGAUUCAAUGGAUGUUAGGGAUAAACAAGGUUUGUGGUAUCAUGUUUUAGUCGCCCGUUAUGGCGAGGUAGGUGGGAGGUUGGAGGUUGGGGGCCGAAGUGGUUCUUCUUGGUGGCAGGAAGUAGGGAGGAUUCGUGAUGGGGAUGGCGACAUGGGUGAUAAAUGGUUCAAUAAAUGGGUGUGGAUCCCGGACCCUGUUGGGGGUUACACAGUGCGUGGUGCUUAUGAUUUGUUGACAAACAGUGUUACACCUAGUAUGAACACACCUUUGGAGUUGGUUUGGCAUCAUCAGGUUCCUCUAAAGGUAUCGAUUUUUGCUUGGCGGCUCAUUCAUGAUCGUUUACCAAUGAAAGAUAAUCUGGCUAUACACGGGGUUAUACCAACAUCAGCGUCUUAUUUUGUUUCAAGAUGUGGACGUUGA